UCUUGUGCGAGUUUAUACAUCUCCUGAGCGGCGUAACCACUGCAGGCAGGCGCGCACCAGAACGCACCGACAGCCCACUUGCUCUUUGUCACCACUGGAUCUGAACUCAUUCACCCUUUCACCACCACGCCGCCACCAUCAGCAGCAGCAGUCGAUUACACAAAGACACUUCAAGUAUCAAGGAGCCUUUCAUUUCCCCUCAUACACGUCUGGGAGUGAGAAAUGAAUCAUAAAACCCUUUUAUUGUGGAUUUCCCUUCAGUGUGCUGCUGCGCUCCUCUCAUCUGUUCUCGCGGAAAACGCUGUUUUAAAAGGUGAAGACGGUGGAUUCAAUGAAUUAUCCACAGACGGCAAGGACUCGGAUGGCGUCAUCAAGUACAACAUGAGGAAGAGUUUAGAUCUGGACCAGGAGGGAUGCUAUCUGCAGGCCGGCAACAAGGAGUGUCUGAAGGAAUGUAGCUUCAACGCCACAGCCAAGACUAUCUUCAUCAUCCACGGCUGGACGAUGAGUGGGAUGUUUGAAAGUUGGAUGCACAAGCUGGUGUCUGCAGUGAUGCAGCGUGAGAGUGGGGCCAAUGUUGUGGUUGUCGAUUGGCUCUCGCUGGCGCAGCAGCUGUACCCAGAUGCAGUCAACCACACCCAGGGUGUAGGCCACGAUAUCGCCACCCUGUUAAACUGGCUUCAGGAUGAGCUGCAGCUGCCUCUGGAGAAUGUGCACCUUAUUGGCUACAGUCUGGGCGCUCAUGUCGCCGGCUACGCAGGAACACAUGUACGAGGGACAGUCGGCAGAAUAACUGGUUUGGACCCAGCAGGACCAAUGUUUGAGGGUGUAGAGGAACAGAAUCGCCUCUCUCCAGAUGACGCUGACUUUGUGGAUGUCCUGCACACUUACACCAGAGAGGCUUUGGGUGUGAGCAUCGGUAUCCAGCAGCCUAUUGGGGACAUCGACAUCUACCCCAAUGGCGGUGAUGUGCAGCCUGGCUGUGCACUGGGUGACGUGCUGGCAGUGGCUGGAAAUUUCAUGGAGGUGAUGAAGUGUGAGCACGAGCGUGCUGUGCACUUGUUUGUGGACUCCUUGAUGAGCAAGGAACACAUGAGCUUUGCCUUCCAGUGCACCGACCCCGAUCGCUUCAAGAAGGGCAUCUGCCUCAGCUGCCGCAAAAAUCGCUGCAACAACAUCGGCUACAAUGCCAGGAAGAUGCGCAAGAGGCGCAACAGUAAAAUGUACCUGAAGACGCGAGCACACACUCCCUUCGGUGGCUACCACUAUCAGAUGAAGAUGCACGUGUUCAACAGGAAACACGCAGACAACGCAGAUCCCACUUUCUACGUCAAGUUGUACGGCGCCAAUAAUGAUACGGCCAAAAUGUUUGUUGAUGUCCAUGAUGGCGUCGUCGGCCUGAAUCUGACCAACACCUUCCUGGUUUUUACUGAGGAUGAAAUUGGUGACCUGCUGAAGAUCCACUUGAGCUGGGAAGGUGAAUCAGAAUCCUGGUCCUCUGUCUGGAAGAACAUCAGGAAAUCAUUCUGGACCUGGAACACUAAACCUCCCACGCCUGUCCUGCAAGUCCGUCGAAUUCGCGUGAAGGCAGGAGAAACGCAGAAGAAGUUUACAUUCUGUGCCGAAGAUCCCUCAAAAACUGAAAUUUCACCAGGAGAAUCCAUCACUUAUGUGAAAUGCCGUGACGGCUGGGAAUUUAAACCUAGAAAAAGGGUGCCCAUGUAACUUCUUGGCACUUUCAACAACCGAUGCGCCGUCACCACAGGGGACCCAACAAGGAACGGCAAGAGGCACUGCCUUCUCUUUAUUUGAGCACUUUUUGAUGAAGGAGGAUUGAUCAGCACACAAUGGGGAGGGGCCUCGGACUCUGGAAGGUUUGCUGUGGUCCCUGGAAACAUGAUGGACUCUGGGCUCUGUCCACCAUGUGAUGCUUCCAGGCUAGAAUUGGAGGCAAUCCUAAAAAAUGACAUUUUCCCUGGAGUUUCAGACUGUUACAAUACACAUUCUGUGCCAGGGGAAAUGCACCAGCAAACCUAAUCACUGUACUGUACAUUUUUAAAUAUUUUCUAUUUAUGAAAGGAAAAAAAAGCACUGCAAGACCAAUGUUAUUUAUCGGAGCACAUCCCAGAUGCAGUAUUUGUGUGCGUGUUUGUUUGUAUGUGUGUGCGCGUGCACGCAUUUGUUUGUUUUUUUAAAAUAUGUGGGUGAUUGUGUGUCUCUAGUCUAGUCAUGUGCCUUUCUGCUGAGAGAGAUUACUGAUACACUGUACAAAUGAAGGAAAUACCUCACAAUCUCCCCACACAAUCUUCCUGAGGUUUUGUGUGUAGCGUUACUGUCUCUGUAUGUGGCUUAUUUUUUUGGGUCGUGUUCAUGUAUAUAAUGUAAAUAACUCUUUUUGGAAAAAUAAAUUCACUUAUUUGUAGAAACGGU
Messenger RNA from Solea senegalensis (Senegalese sole), 2430 nucleotides. RefSeq names its product lipase, endothelial (gene lipg). The transcript has 10 exons. Gene Ontology annotation, biological process: lipid metabolic process. The coding region runs from base 223 to 1725 and encodes 500 amino acids. Gene Ontology annotation, molecular function: lipoprotein lipase activity; protein binding. NCBI's taxonomy places the organism in Eukaryota, Metazoa, Chordata, Actinopteri, Pleuronectiformes, Soleidae. The record is from RefSeq and is a predicted model, not a curated record.